GCCGUCUCACAAAAGAGAGAGGCCUCGGAGAAAAUAACACGAAGCCACUGCACGCAAAGACGUCGUGCUUGCUACCCUCUGCGAAUUCCCAAGGCCCCCAGGUCGGCUGCCUGGUUAGCAAGGAAGGAAGGAAGGCAGGCAGGCUGGAAACGGGCAGGAUAUUUGGUGGUGCGCACGGUGUGAGCCAGCAGCGAGCGACUCGGCACGGCAUCGGCAGGGAGGGAGCCGGUGAACCACCUGUCCUCCAUCCGGAAUCCCGUAGAGGUUUCGCCGGCCCCGGCCUGCACGACUCCGCACUAGCUGUUUCCCGCCCCCACCAUCCUGCCGGCGCUCGCGCCCUCGGCGGUGGCGGCGAAUGAUGAUCCCUAGAGAGCCGCGGCGGCCAGAGCUCCCGUCCGACUCCUGAUCCCGACUCCCCCGCCGAUCGCAGCCGCAGUGUCCAGACUAGAGGAUGGAGAGUCCUCAAAUCGAGAUGGGGGGUUCCAAGGUCAACAGCCCACAAGUGCCGAACGGCGGCCUGAGGCCAAGCAUGGCUGGGUCCUGGAACUCGCAGAGGACUGUUGAGAGGGCGCUCAAGAGUAUCAGGAUCGUCAUUUUCACCUCCAAGCUCAACUUGCUGCUGACGUUCGGGCCUGCGUCCAUCAUUCUCCACUUCACCUCUAGGAGGCAUGGAUUGGUUUUCCUUUUCAGCAUGCUAGGAAUAACACCUUUAGCAGAGCGUUUGGGUUAUGCAACUGAGCAGCUUGCGAUAUACACUGGUCCAACAGUUGGGGGCCUUCUGAAUGCUACGUUUGGAAAUGCAACCGAGAUGAUAAUUGCAAUGUAUGCUUUGAAAAAUGGAAUGAUUCGAGUAGUGCAGCAGUCACUAUUGGGUUCCAUAUUAUCAAAUAUGCUGUUGGUUAUGGGCUGUGCUUUCUUUGCUGGUGGUAUUGUUCAUCGCAAUAAAGACCAAGUCUUCAGUAAGGCAACUGCAGCUGUCAACUCAGGUUUACUGUUGAUGGCUGUCAUGGGAUUGAUGUUUCCUGCUGUACUUCAUUUCACACAUUCAGAAGUGCGGCAAGGAGCAUCCGAGGUUGCUCUUUCAAGGUUCAGUAGUUGCAUUAUGCUCGUGGCAUACGCAAGCUAUCUCUAUUUCCAACUGAGUGGACGGAGCAGCAUCUACAGUCCAAUUGGCAGUGAAGAGGUGCCUAAUGAGGAUGCCACAGAAGAAGAUGAAGAAGCUGAAAUUGGCAUGUGGGAGGCCAUUACAUGGCUUGCAGUGCUAACACUGUGGGUGUCCGUCCUUUCUGAAUACCUAGUUAAUGCCAUUGAGGGAGCAUCCGAUUCGUUGAACCUACCAGUGGCUUUUAUCAGUGUUAUUUUGCUUCCUAUUGUGGGCAAUGCAGCUGAACAUGCUAGCGCAAUAAUGUUUGCCAUGAAAGAUAAGCUUGACAUAACGCUAGGUGUUGCAAUUGGUUCAUCAACACAGAUAUCAAUGUUUGUGAUUCCAUUUUGUGUUGUUAUUGGUUGGAUGAUGGGACAAAAGAUGGACUUGAAUUUUCAACUAUUUGAAACAGCAACUCUCUUCAUAACCGUACUUGUGGUGGCAUUUAUGCUACAGGAUGGCACUGCGAACUACUUGAAAGGACUUAUGCUGAUCCUGUGUUAUCUGAUAGUUGCUGCCAGUUUCUUUGUUCACGUUGAUCCACAAUCCAGUGAUGACUGAUGCCACAAACGCUGUAAGUAGUGUACCAAAAUACCUUUGAAGACUUGUUAAUCCUGUUUUGUUGAGGGGCUCCAUAGCAAAGCUCAGCCUACGUAAAGUAGCAUGUUGACGCAAGGACACGGGAACAUCACGCAUCGUCGGUUCCUUCAUGAAUUGCAGCAGAAAUUCUUGUAUUGUGUUGUGUGCAUACUGAGGCUGAGGGGGUACUAGGGGUAGUCACAAUGUAUACAGAAAAAAGAAAGGCGUCCAUGUAAGCCUGUUAUAUUCGAUUAAUUGAGUGAACGCGGCCCUUUUCCUUUUUUCCUCAGGUUUAUUUAUUGGGUCGCAAAUGCUAUGUAUAUUUAUGAUUAUAGCUGGGAAUGGAUUCGUGUUGUCAA
This is a messenger RNA of Phragmites australis (common reed), 2082 nucleotides long. RefSeq names its product vacuolar cation/proton exchanger 3. Gene Ontology annotation, biological process: calcium ion transmembrane transport; intracellular calcium ion homeostasis. The transcript is spliced from 12 exons. Gene Ontology annotation, cellular component: plant-type vacuole membrane. Gene Ontology annotation, molecular function: calcium:proton antiporter activity. NCBI's taxonomy places the organism in Eukaryota, Viridiplantae, Streptophyta, Magnoliopsida, Poales, Poaceae. The record is from RefSeq and is a predicted model, not a curated record. Bases 452 to 1705 code for a protein of 417 amino acids.